Lecanosticta acicola is the source of this 1218-nucleotide messenger RNA. The record is from the annotation of a GenBank genome assembly. NCBI's taxonomy places the organism in Eukaryota, Fungi, Ascomycota, Dothideomycetes, Mycosphaerellales, Mycosphaerellaceae.
AUGCACGUAUCCCCGCCACCUAACUCUCGCGAAAUCCUCCCACCGCUACUCGCCUGUCUACACACAUCUUUCGUCUCCCCGAGGCCGCCUCCCGCACUCCUGCCUCUGUUGUCACCACUCCUCAGACAACGUGUCAACUUUCUGUCGCAAAACAUUGGCAAUGACGGCUGGCUGCCGCUGCUCUCGUGGGAUCAUGGACGGGGCUCCAAACUCCCCGCCGUAGUCGAGAGAAUAGACCUCGAGCCACAUCCUGUCUCUGGAGAACUCGAGUUGGAAGAGGUUGGCCCGGCAAAGUAUAAGAGGCUAGACGAGGAGACGUUGCAAGCAAGACUAGAGGUUGAGCAGUUCGAGCUGCUGCCAAUUUACCUAUGGUGUGAGAAAGAUGAGCAGGGCGGGACUGAGGCCGGGUGGUACCUGUCCGAACUACGGACACUGGAAGACAAAGAAGAUGGUACGGAGUGGUUUGAUUCGAUCCCAGAAGCAGACGAUGCUGCGAAAACUCACUCAAUCUCUGUGCCAAGCACGAAUGGUGAUCCUUACGGACGGCAAGCAGAGGAGGAGGAGGAGGAGGAGGAAGAUGAUGCCAACGACGACUACUGGGCCUCAUAUGACAGAACGCCUGCGGAAAGGACAUCUGCCAAAAAUUCUCCAGCACCUGUGCCUUCAUCCACGUACGCAAUGACCAACGGCUCACAUGACGGCGAAGAGGCGGACUAUUACAAUCGAUAUGGCGACGAAGUACAACCGUCCAUGGACCCUCAUGACCCUGACGAAGACACUGGAGAUAUUGGAGAGAGCACAUUGAAUGGAAGCUCUCUUCUGGGGUCCAGACAACAACCGCAACCUUCAUCGAGUGGGGCUAUCGCAGAGCAGGCAGAUUACCUGCGCUCGUUACGACCACACACCGAAUGGAAGCCCCACGACCCCGUAGUCCACACAGCGCUGGAUCGCAGCGUGAAUGGCGAGCAUGAGCUCUCUAUGCCACGAGCCAUCUCCCCGGCAAAUUCCACUUCAAGCGUGGACAGACUAGAGGAGCGCGCCGCAGCCAUGAGCAACGAUGGCGGGGGUGCAGCACAGGUGGCCAUUAAGCAACACAUCAGCACCGAUGUGAAGAGCCUAUUCAUAUUGGCACGAGCCAGUGGCAUGGAUCGCGAGGAGUUCACACGCAUCGUCAAGACGGAGCUGGACGUGCUGAGUUUACUGGAAGAGGACGACUGA